UUAAUAAUAAGAAUAGGUUAGGUUACUUUGUAUUCUGGCGGUCAAAAUCCGAUUCAUAUCUUAAAAAUAAAAACAACUGCUGUUCAAAAAUGAGCAACGAAGAUGACCUAGAUGACUAUGAUGAUGCUGAAGAUGAACUUAUAACAGCACAAAAAGUUUUGGAGAAUCUUGAAGUUGCUUGGGCAAAUGAGCUAUUUGCACCAGAAAUACUCCCUCAUCAGGGUGAAAUGUUGGAGUUGAUGCUUGGACAAAUCGCUCAUAUGGAGGAAAAUAUGAAGGAACUGGAUAAAAACGACUUCCGGUUUAUUGCUCACCAAAUGGAAUUGGAGCGAAUUCGUUAUAUCAUUGCCAGCUAUCUCCGUUGUAGACUCCAAAAGAUAGAAACAUUUGCAACUCACAUUCUUGCAGAAGAGAAUGCUCGGGGAGCAAGUGAAAAGCGACUAUCUGCCGAAGAAACCGUGUUUGCCCAAGAGUUUUUUGAUAACAUGGAGAACUACUUUAACGUUGUUGCAUUGCAAUAUAUGCCCAGCGUUCAACGUUCAGAUGCUGAAAAAAGAGUUGUUCGUCCAAAUUUAAUGAGCCAUGUUUUCAUUAAAGCAAAAGUUUCUGUCCCUGCAGUUGUUGUUGGUGUGGACGACGAAGAAGUAGAUUUGGCAGCCGGUUCGCAACACAUAAUUCCCUAUCAAUUAGUUUCUGAUUUAAUUGCAAAAGAACAAGCUCAGCUGAUUUAAGUUUGAAAAACUAGUUAUACUCUUUAUUUACUUUUAGAUGUAAUAUUAAACAUAACAUGCUUUCUUGGCAAAGGGACGGGAUUCAUUACAUCUUUGUUAUUAGGCGAAACGUAGCUCGUUGGCUUCUUUAAUGGCGACUUUAAAAUCCUUUCCAUACGUCUAUCGGAUACAACGCUGCCGUCUAUUAUUAUUUUACUUUUUUUUGUUUGCUUAGCUCUACCGACGUCGUUAUUUUGUUCACGUUCUUCUGGCCUGUCGGGAAAGGUAUUUUUUUCCGAUAUUAUUAGCUCGACCAAUUUGUUUAAUCUUUUACGAGUUUUGUAAAAAGUUGGGUAUUUCUGUAGACGUUAAAAAAAAAAAAAACAUCUAUACUAGUUUAAAAAUUAUAUAAACCAGACUUUACCGAUUGAAGAGCAUUUCUCUGUUCCAAUAGGUUAUUUGAAAUGUCUAUUGCUUUUAUUGCCGAUAUGCUUUUGGAUUCAAUAUUGAGGCCAUAAAUAUCCAGUUUACUUUCAAGCUCAUGAAUAAUAUUCGUACUGUUUAAAUGUAUAUUUAAAAUGGUUAAUAAAAUGAUA
This is a messenger RNA of Eupeodes corollae, 1306 nucleotides long. RefSeq names its product DNA replication complex GINS protein SLD5 (gene Sld5). Gene Ontology annotation, biological process: double-strand break repair via break-induced replication; DNA-templated DNA replication. The coding region runs from base 90 to 731 and encodes 213 amino acids. Gene Ontology annotation, cellular component: GINS complex. NCBI's taxonomy places the organism in Eukaryota, Metazoa, Arthropoda, Insecta, Diptera, Syrphidae. The record is from RefSeq and is a predicted model, not a curated record. The transcript is spliced from 4 exons.